Cannabis sativa is the source of this 864-nucleotide messenger RNA. RefSeq lists its product as uncharacterized. Bases 103 to 648 code for a protein of 181 amino acids. The record is from RefSeq and is a predicted model, not a curated record. The transcript is spliced from 5 exons. NCBI's taxonomy places the organism in Eukaryota, Viridiplantae, Streptophyta, Magnoliopsida, Rosales, Cannabaceae.
AUAAAUCUUCCUCAUCCUUCUUCAUCCUAGGACGAAUUUCUGUGAAAAAACGGAAACACCAUAAACCCUAGACGUACCUGAAACCCAAGGCACAGUAAUUCGAUGUCGGACGAUGAAGCUUAUGGCUCCGAUGCUCCGGAGGAACUUACAGCGGAACAGGGGAUACUUCAAGACCAGGAGCUAAUAAAGGUUCAAAAGGAGAAUAAAGCCAGAGUUGCUCGUGAAAGAAAGGAGCGUCGUAGAUUAUGGGCUCAGAGAAAAACACCAAAAAAACCAUCUCAAAAGGUUGAAAGCGUUCAAGAUGUUCCCCAGACCGAAGACCCAAGCGAACCUAAUGGUAGAGAAGGAAUGCUACCAAGUGAGAUUGUUCAAGUUCUUGCUGCCCGUGAGAAACAUGUGUUUUUAUCAGACUCUGAGGAUGAGAAGACUGAAUCAAAGGAAAGUUCUAAAAGGAAGAAAAAAUCCAGAAGAACAUCAGGCUCAGGGGUGGAGACUGUUAUGUUGAAUGAAAUACCAUCGGCUCAAUGCUUAAAGAACUCAUUGGAGUUCUUGAAGAAAAGAAAAAUGCAAGUGCCAAGAUCAUUUGCAGUGUUGAAUAACUCCAACCAAGCAUUGCGCUUACUUUCUUCAUCUGGCUUGUUAAAAUAAAAUUUGGGCAAUCUUCAAUUUUGUCUGUUUUUCUUUUAAUCUUUUGCUUUUUGUAUGUUAUAGUUUAUAUAUUUUGUUAGGUCAUAUAAGUUACGUUUUUCUCUUCUUUUUCUUUUCUAAGAUACUUUUUGCUCCACCAAGAGCACAUUUUUGUGACUGAUGACCAUUUCGAAAGGCUUUAAAUCGAUGAAUGACCAAUUUUAUUAUCUGGCUCUA